UCUUAAACUGCCCUCAUAUUAAAAGUGAGAUUAGAAAAGUUUAUUGUAAAAACAAUAACUGUAGGAUAAAUAUCUAAUAAAUACAUUAUUGUACUUUAUGUUCAAAGGCAUAUUGCGUAUGGGAAUCCCUCUUCUAUAUCGGUGAUGUAAUCAUUUAGGAAUUAGUGCUAUGCAAUUACAUAAUAACAAACUCAAUAACAUCGUCUGGUCGAUGGUAAAACACGUUUAAAGGUUUAAAUAAUAUAUGCCUUCUGACUUUAUAUUAACAUUUUUCCACAUGCAUCAUUUAACGUGAGUUUGAAGCAGUUUUUGACGGUUUUAUGGAUGUGAUGGUAUGCGGCUUACAUAAACUUCACUACCCAUGAUGCAUUUCGAUACACCCAGCCCCCAACUCUAAACGUUUUGGCGUAAAACUUAAAAUCACGGGCGGGAGAGCCGGAGAGGGUCGGCUCAUUCAGUCGGCGAAACAAGGCUGUAGCCUUUAGCUUGAGUUUGAAUUUUUAAAUUUUAAAAACAUUUUAGUGUCCCUGGAGUUAACCGUGUGACAUUAAUUAUCUGUUUGUGUCGAAGAGGAGGCAGUUUUUUUAAGACACAGUAACUAUUGGCAACGUUUUCCUCUAAAGUCACCGAGGAGAGACGGGAAGUGAUUCAACAGGUUUAGAGAUGAUCAUGAAGGGGCAGAAGCGUAAGCACCCUCCAGAGGACGUUGAGGUUUCAGACAGGAGCAGCCCCUGCUGGGAGACCCAGCGUCAGUUUGUGUUCUCAGUUUCCAUGAACAAGUAUCAGCGAGGCCAGGAGCUACCUGAGCCCAGCCUGCGGAGGUCUGUUCUUAUAGCAAACACACUGCGGCAGGUCAGCCUGGAGGCUUGUAGGACGCCCUCUGUAGACUUGGAAGAAGUGCCACAACCCCCUUGCAGCUCUUCCAACAGCCACUCAGCUCUUGCAAACUGCCCUCUUGUUCCACUUAAUAACUUGUCAAAUUGUGCUGCAAGUAGGUGUAUAACACACAGCCUCUCGAGUGCCUCAAAUGUCCCUCUGCCUUUAAAAGACGAUGAUGAGGACUGGGGAUCAAUGUCCACUGAUUCAGAUUUCUCUCUUUCUGCUGCCAUCUCCUCAAUUCUCACUGCACUGGACUGCACCAUCGAUGGGAGCACACAGGCAGCUCCACGCACACCUCUCAGGUCCUUGGAGAACCUGUCGGGUCUCUCUGAGGGAGGUGUGGCAGGGGUCAAGGGAGUCAGAGAUUUUGGGGGAAACUGGGAGCAGCAGGAAGAGUGCAGGGCAGCGUCCAGCUACCUCAGUGAUCUCACUGUAGAGAAUCUGUUUCAGGAUAUAGACACGUCCCUGCUUGAGAGGGAUAUGUGUGUGCUCGGGCUCUGUGGCAGCGGAGGUGGAUAUGUUUCUGGCGAUGAGCUUUUAAGGUAUCUGCCACCUUUGUCGUCAGUGUCCCCCUCGCACACUUUCCCCCUCUCCCUGAACCAGAACCUGAAGUGCCUCCCUUCUUUCUCCUCGUUCAGCCCAUUGUCUUCCUCAUCAACUUCCUCACCAUUGUUUUCUUCACCAGCCCUCUCUGCUCAAAAUCAUGUAAAAGACGGAUUUGAGCUGGAACAUCUGAUGGAGAUCCUGGUGGAGUCCUGAGUUCUGGUCAAACUGAAGGAAGUUCAGGAAGUAUCCUGGACACCGUUAGUUGUGGACGAAAACUGUUCUUGAGGAAAAAUACAACAUUUUCAAACCUGUCAAAUAUUCACUCUCUUGUUUUUAUACACUGCUCAUGAAUUAUUGUAUUAUGGUCUCCUGAAAUCAGAAAGUGUUGAUGUCUUGGACAGUAAACACUCCAGAGGUGGGCUAUCAUGAGAAGCUGUGAUGCAUCUGACUUUUUUAGCAGCAUGAAGGGUUUCCGUUUUCUGGCCCACAAUGAAUGGGGGUAGUAGUGAGCCAGCUUUGGUUGUGCCUCUUUCUUUGUAAGUAGUGAGUCAGUGUUUACUACAGUUCCUCCAUGACUCAUCUGACUGAAUCUAUGGAAGGCAGACGCUUGAUUAGAAAACUGAAGAAGAUAGAAAAUCAUUUCAGUGUUGCCUUAAAGUUUGUCAAAUGCAUCACAGCUUCAGGUUAUGUAGCGUUCAUACUGCACAUCCCAAGCAGAAAAAAACAGCCAGUUGUGAACUGUCUGGUUUUUUUUUUUUAAACUGACUGAACGUGCAGAGACAAAUCUGAAAGAUCCCCUUUAAAAAGUCUCAAAUGUUAAUGAAUUCUGAAAGAAUGUGAUUUGGUAUUUGUUGGUCUGAACACUAACAUUAUAGGUCAAAUCUUCUGUGAAGAAAUCCUUUAACCUCACAUUUAUCUGAAAGUUUAAAGGUCAUGUUAGGAUUUGGAAAAGUAGGAGCACAAAGGAAAGAACUUGAGUCAUUUAUUAAAUCAGGUUUUUUGGCUUGAAGAAAUCAUAAAACGUGUUUAGUUCAAUUAUAAGACAUUUCAUGUGUUUGACUCUCGCAGGUUAUCUUUAACUAUUAUCUAUGUGCCCUUUAAUUACCAUCCGAAACAAAGUAAAGGGGUUUUAGUAUGAUGCUGUUUCAUCAAGUAAAGAGGAACAACAAUCCUUAAAAUGACUCAGCCAAUGAACAAUGGCCCAUCCUGGACUAAGGAGUGAAACUAAAAUAAGUGCUCUGCAGUUUGAGUUUACUGAUUUUUUUUUUUACACAAAUCAUCACAACCACUGAGCAACAGCCUCCGUCAUCAAGAUGUUUUUAUUACUGAUCGGUCCUGGUUUGGGUUUCAGGUACAUGCUGAGCCACGUGUGCAGAUGGUUCGGACCUCCUGUGAACACUACUUGCACAUCAGUUUUGACGUUUUAUGGAGUUGACAUGUUUUGUCUGGUUUACAUCAGAAUUCUUGCACUUUUUUUGUUGUUCAUAUGCAUCUCAUGGGAGCGUGUGGUUUGUUUGUUACUCUGUUUUUAGUAUGCAGUGGUCCUGUUACAUGUGUACGGCCAAAAUAUUCUUUGAUCCCACAUAAUCGGGUCCUUGUACGUGUUCUUUUAUAUGUUUGAAAUAAUCUCUGAAGUUGUUUUCUAGAUGUUGAGAUGAGUAUAUGAACCUUCACUGUUAAAAUGCAUGAUGAGAAACGUUAAGGGGAAAUGUUUGAGGCGGCACAUGACGCCCUGUUUGUUCUAUCGAUGCAUCAAAGCGUCCUCUCUGAAUAGCUGGGCUGCAGUCCCUAACUAUUUAUAAGUGAUAUUCCAUAACUUACAAUUCACUAAUGGUGUAUUCAAGUACUGUAUUAACUUUUUUUUUUCUUUAUAAAUAUUUUAAAGUUAUGUUUUGAAUUUGAGAUACUGUGUAUUUAGACUUCUUUUUAAAGACAGAAAAGAUCUGUUCACUUGUACUGAUGUUUUUAAUAAAAUGUGAAAAUGAA
This is a messenger RNA of Labrus mixtus (cuckoo wrasse), 3411 nucleotides long. It is a transcript of the gene sertad3, whose product is annotated as SERTA domain containing 3. Gene Ontology annotation, cellular component: nucleus. Lineage: Eukaryota; Metazoa; Chordata; Actinopteri; Labriformes; Labridae. The record is from RefSeq and is a predicted model, not a curated record. The transcript is spliced from 2 exons. Bases 664 to 1638 code for a protein of 324 amino acids. Gene Ontology annotation, molecular function: transcription regulator activity.